AUGUCUCAACUGUCUACAGUUGAAACAUGGGACACCGCCACGUGUACGCGUUUACACGUGUGUACUCAUGGGACCUUUGGAGCAUGCGAUGCAGUCGGUCCGCCCCGACCGGGCCUCCGCUAUAUCUCCCACCUCCUUCCAGCACUCCAUCCGCAUCUUCCCUAUUGCCACUGUUGCACCUCCUUACUAUCCGAUCGCCUUUCUUCCAUACUCUUCACCCAGUCCCUCGUCAUGACGGCUGUUAACGGCAUCGACGUCUCCAACCUGGACCGCACCGUCUCGCCAGGUCAAAAUUUUUACCGCUUCGCUAAUGGCGGCUGGCUCGAGCGCAACCCCAUCCCGCCCGAGUACUCGCGCUGGGGCGCCUUCGAGGAGCUCAACGACCUCUCCAACGCGCAGCUUCGAGCCAUUCUCGAGGAGAGCGUCGCGGACCAUGCGGGCGACCCCAACCGUCGUGCCAUCGCCACGCUCUACGCCACGGGCAUGGACGAGGACGCGUGCGCCAGCCACGGGCUCAAGCCGAUGGCCGAUGUCUUCGAGCGCAUAGACCGCGUGCAGGGCGCCGAAGAUGUCCUCAAGCUGGCGGCCAAGCUCAGGGCAGAGUGCGGUGUCGCUGGAGGCGGUGGUGUCUGUGCUGUGUACAGCUUGCCGGAUGCGAAGAACUCGGCGUGGGAGGUCGUCCUCAUGUCGCAGAGUGGGUCCUUGGGGAUUGGCGAUCGCGAUUUCUACUUCAAUGACGAUAAGGAGGAGAUCCGGGACAAGUAUAUCGCCCAUGUUGCCAGGAUGUUGGCUUUGGGUGCGUUUUAUGAGAGCGAGGAGGAGGCCAGGAGGCCUGCCGAGGAGAUGAUGAAGCUCGAGACUAAGAUCGCAGAGGCCUGCCUCACGAAGACUGAGAUGCGCGAUCCGAACAGAACGUACAAUAAGUUUGAGGGCACUGACGAUGUCGCAAGGCGGACAGCUGGGGAGAAGGAAUUACCUUGGGGCGAGUUUUUUGACUGCUUGGGAUUGCCUGUCGAGGCGAGGAAGACCAUUAUCGUUGACAACCCCAACUUUUUUAAGAACCUUGCUUCCUUGUUGCAUGAUAUUGAUAUUGGCACAUGGAAGACAUAUCUGCGCUACCACACCCUGAAAGAGAUGGCUAACUACUUGUCUCCCGAAUUGAAGAAGGAGCAUUUUUGGUUUUUUGGUACCACUAUGACAGGUCAGCCGGAGAUGAAGCCGCGCUGGAAGCGCGUUCUCAGCACCGGUAUCACAGACUUGUUAGAAGACUCGCUUGGUAUUCUGUACACAGAUCGUCAUUUCAAUGCCACAGCCAAGAAGGCGUGUCUCGAGAUGGUCACCGUGUGCACAGAGGUCCUCCGCAAGCGCAUCGAGGAAGUCGAUUGGAUGCAGGAGGACACAAAGGAAAAGGCGAAGGAGAAGCUCGCCCAGUUUCGGCCCAUGAUUGGAUACCCGGACAAAUGGGAUGUCGACGACAUUCCUCAGCUAUUGGAAGAGAUUUCCUUGGAGAAGUCGUACUGCGCCAAUGUUCGCGUGUGCAAUGUGCGCAAUUUUAAGAAGGUCAUCGAGCGCAUCGACAAACCGGUAGACCCUGACCGAUGGGAAAUGCCCUCCACGCUUGUGAAUGCCUACUUCCAUCCAUUGAAAAACGUCAUCGUAUUCCCAGCCGCAAUUUUGCAGCCCCCCUUCUUCUUCCAUCCUACAGAAGACGCGCCGUACGGUGACCCAGCGGUCAACUUUUCAGCGAUCGGAGCAGUAAUCUGCCACGAAAUAUCCCACGGGUACGAUGACCAGGGACGAAAAUAUGACAAGAAGGGCGAACUCGCUGAUUGGUGGACUGAAGCGGACGCAAAGGAGUACGAGCGCCGCGCAUCAAACAUGAUUAGAUUGUGUGACGACUAUCAGGUCUUCGGGAAGAAUUUAAACGGACGGCUAUGCCUGGGUGAGAAUAUCGCGGACUAUGGCGGUGUGAAGUUGUCAUACAAAGGUUUAAAAGCGUUUAUGGAGAAGCACGGAUCACUACCAGUGAUUGAUGGGUUCACCCCCGAACAGCGUUUCUUUCUAGGAUGGGCGACAGUGUGGCGUAACAAUAUCCGCGAGGAAAACGCACUGCAACGGAUUAUCAUGGACCCUCAUGCCCCUGGCGAGUUCCGCGCGAACAUCGUUCAAGUAAUUGAGGAGUUCCACAAGGCGUUUGGCGUCAAAGAGGGCGAUAAAAUGUGGCAGGCGCCAGAGGCUCGUUGCGAGAUAUGGUAGUGCAGUUUGGUAAUUCUAUAGAGACGUACGCUUGCGAGCAGGAUUCAUGAUCCUUGUAUGUGGCAUCGAAUAAAACGGCAUAGAAGCUUGCAAUUCUGAUUUA
This is a messenger RNA of Chondrus crispus (carragheen), 2359 nucleotides long. RefSeq lists its product as hypothetical. The record is from RefSeq and is a predicted model, not a curated record. Gene Ontology annotation, cellular component: plasma membrane. Gene Ontology annotation, biological process: protein processing. Gene Ontology annotation, molecular function: metalloendopeptidase activity. The coding region runs from base 1 to 2256 and encodes 751 amino acids. The transcript is spliced from 3 exons. Lineage: Eukaryota; Rhodophyta; Florideophyceae; Gigartinales; Gigartinaceae.